This is a messenger RNA of Micromonas pusilla CCMP1545, 2556 nucleotides long. RefSeq names its product ATP-dependent DNA helicase. The record is from RefSeq and is a predicted model, not a curated record. Gene Ontology annotation, biological process: recombinational repair. Gene Ontology annotation, cellular component: nucleus. Gene Ontology annotation, molecular function: 3'-5' DNA helicase activity; DNA binding; ATP binding. The coding region runs from base 1 to 2556 and encodes 851 amino acids. The transcript has 3 exons. Lineage: Eukaryota; Viridiplantae; Chlorophyta; Mamiellophyceae; Mamiellales; Mamiellaceae.
AUGCGCGCGCGCGUCGCGCGCCGCGUCACCGCGCUCGCUUCGAACGCGCGAAGAAGCGCAGAUCUCGCGUCGAUCGCGAGCGGGCGGUGCCUCGCGCGCGCGGCGCUCGGCGCGGCGCCGACGCCGGGCGGCGGCUCGAGCGCGCGGGGUAACGACCAGCGCGGGCAGACGCGAUGGAUUGGGCAGAGGACCGCGAUCGCCCCGGGCGCGGGCGCGCCCGCGGACUUCACGCGGCGGUCGCCUCAGAUCCCGAUCCCGCCUCAACAUCAGACGACGCCGGUUCGAGGACCGCCGCCGCGACAGCAGCCUUUGACUCCGACGACGCCGCCGCAACGAGGGGACCAGAGCCACCUCGAGGGGAUGAACGACGAGCAGCGCGCGGCCAUCUUGGCCCCGAUCGCGGCGCCGAUGAAGGUCCUCGCGGGGCCCGGGUCGGGAAAGACGCGCGUGCUCGUUGGACGCGUGACGCACCUCAUCAACGAGCUCGGCGUCCCGCCGAGUCAGGUGCGUUCUAUACACUGGUCCCCAUACGACCGCGUUGGCGUGAUCUUGUGCAUCACGUUCACGAACAAGGCUGCGAAGGAGAUGAAGGAGCGGUUGGUCGCGAACGUGGGCGUAGAGAACGCCAAGGCGAUCACCGCGGGGACGUUCCAUUCCGUCGCGGCGCGGAUGCUUCGGAAGGACGUCCACGCGCUCGAAAACUACGGAAGAGGAAACGACUUCGUGAUCUACGACGAGACGGACACGAAAGCGCUGCUGCGUAAGAUUCUCGUCGAGAAGUUCAAAGAGGAAAAGAAGAAAGUCGACGCCGGGAUGGUGAAAGGGAGGAUAUCCGCCGCGAAGUCCGCGGUCGAUCACUGCGUCGGUGUCCCCGGCUCGAGAAUGGUACGCGCGCUCGUCGACGCGCGGCCAAACUUAAAGUUCGACCCGGGCGUGAAGAAUCACUUCGCGGCGGUGUACGACGAGUACGAGGCGAACCUGAGGGCGUCGAACGCGCUCGACUUCGACGACUUGCUCUCCGCGACCGUCGCGCUGCUGAAAUCCAGCGGACCGGUGCGGCAGCACUACCAACAGCGGUGGAGGCACGUUCUCGUGGACGAGUUCCAGGACACGUCCCUGUCGCAGUACGAGCUCAUUCGCGAGCUCGCGCUGCCGCGAGGGCAGGUGUUCGUCGUCGGCGACGUCGACCAGGCCAUUUACAGCUGGCGCGGCGCGGAGGUGGCGAACAUCCGCACCAAGUUUGACGACGAUUUCUUCGGCGCGGACACCGUGAUGUUGACGAAAAAUUACAGGUCCACGGCGACCAUCGUGAAAGCCGCGCGGGCGGUGAUCGGCGAGAGCCUCUCGCGCUCGCCGCUCGAGCUCGACGCGGUGCAGCCGGGGGGUAAAGACGUCGCCGUCGUCGCGACCGAGGACGAGGUCGAGGAGGCGGAGUUCGCCGCGCGAGAGGCGGCGCGCGCCGCCCGCGACGGCGUCCCGCUGAAGGAAAUCGCGGUGUUGUACCGCACGCAUCAUCAGUCGCGGCCGCUCGAGGAGGCGUUCGUUCGCGCGGGGGUGCCGCACGUCGUCAUCGGCGACACCGCGUUUUACACGAGGAAAGAGAUCAAGGACGCGGUCGCGUACUUGAGGGUGUUGCUGAACCCGCGGGACAGCGUCAGCCUCGCGCGGAUCAUCAACACGCCGCCGCGGAAGAUCGGACCCGGCACGCUCGAGAAGUUGACGACGUGGAGCGACAGCUUGCCGUGGGACGAUGGGAUGCCGCAGCCCCUCGGCGCGGCGCUCCUCAGACGAACGUGGGCGAACCCGGACCAGGGGUUGGAGGAGGACGACGUCUUGCCGUCCGCGAAGGAGAUGGGCCUCGGCGCCGCCGCGCACAAGUCGGUGUCAAACUUUUGCCGUCUGAUGCGGGAUUUGGAAGUCGUCAUGGAAGGGUCCACGCCCGGUGAGCUGAUCGAGGCUGUCGUGAAGUCGACCGGGUUCAAGGAGUACCUCAUCGAUCAAGAGAACGGCGACGAGCGCUGGGGGUUCAUCAAAGAGCUCAUCUCGAUCGCGAACGAACCGAGCGCGACCGACGGGAUGGACUCGCUGGAACCUGAGGACGACGCGACGGCGCCCGCGACCCCGGCGACGGGCGAGAAAGGCCUGAUGGACUUCCUCGAAGGCGUCGCGCUCCUGAUGUCCGCAGAGACGCGGUCCGAGGACGCGCAGGCGGACGCGGUGAAGCUCAUGACGAUGCACGUGGCGAAAGGCUUGGAAUUCGACACCGUGUUCAUCACGGGAUGCGAGGAUAAGCUGAUUCCGAUGGAGAGUUUCCAGAAGGACGGACGCGAGGAGAUGGACGAAGAAGUGCGUCUGUUCUACGUCGGCAUCACGCGCGCGAAGCGGAAGCUAUUCCUCUGCCGCUCCGCGAAGCGCACGCGGUUCGGCCUCACGACGUACCCGGACCCGAGCCCGUUUCUGGCCGUCAUCCGAGACGCGCUCGUCGGCGGCGGCGCGGCGAAACCGCCGGCGAUUCCCGUGCCGACAGACCCGCGCACCUGGCCGCGAACGGCGUGA